Hordeum vulgare subsp. vulgare (domesticated barley) is the source of this 429-nucleotide messenger RNA. RefSeq names its product CARD- and ANK-domain containing inflammasome adapter protein-like. The transcript has 4 exons. Gene Ontology annotation, molecular function: protein binding. The record is from RefSeq and is a predicted model, not a curated record. Bases 1 to 429 code for a protein of 142 amino acids. NCBI's taxonomy places the organism in Eukaryota, Viridiplantae, Streptophyta, Magnoliopsida, Poales, Poaceae.
AUGGCGGCGGGGAAGAGCCCGGAAAUGAUGGUGGCGGAGAAGAUCCCGGACACGGCGAAGAAGAGUCCGAACAUGGCGGAGAAGAGGCGCCCGUCGUUUCUCCCCACCUCUCCUCUCGCUGGAACCAGCGUCUUCGCCUCCCUCGUCGCGGAGUUCGGGGCCGCCAGCGUCUUCGCCUCCCUCACCCCCGCCGACCUCGUCGCUGCCCUCUCCCUCUGCAACGAGGACGGUCCCCUCGUCCACGUCGCCGCCACCUCCGGCCACCCCAAGGCCGUCACCGCGCUUGUGGCUGCGGGGGGCGAUGCCGUGGCGAGCGCCGUGAAUGGGAAGGACGAGGAAGGGUGGGCGCCGAUUCACUCCGUGGCCAGCAGUGGCAGCGCCGAGAUCGUCGACAUCCUGCUCGAACACUGUACAUUUGGUAUCGUUUAA